CGCACGGCUGCAUACCUCCGAGUAAUUUCCGUCUGAGUAGUCGUCCCGACCCGAGUCCGGCGUGGGCUUCGCACGUGCUUCGACCUCACUCAAUUGUUCUGUUAAUGGGCAUAUUCCGUCCAGGGGGAGGAGGUGAAAAUAGAGUAUCAAAGUCACAAAUCAUUGCGGCUUGCCUAGUGUCUAAUAUGAUACCCUGUGGGCUAUCACAAGUCGCCUCAAUGACCCGAUGAUAAGAACCGUUCAGGCUAACUGUAGCACUUCAUUAUGGCGACGGUAGAUGGGCGUCCAGCCCAAUAUGGAAUCUCCCUCAAACAGCUACGCGAGCUCAUGGAGCAUCGCGGGCGAGAGGGAGUAUCGAAAAUUCAGGAGUUAGGAGGUGUGCAAGAAAUUUGUAAAAAAUUAUAUACAUCUCCUAGUGAAGGGCUCAGUGGAUCUCAAACCGACAUGGCACAUAGACGAGAGACAUUCGGCUCAAACACUAUCCCCCCUAAACCUCCAAAGACUUUCCUUCAAUUAAUUUGGGAAGCUCUUCAAGAUGUUACGCUUAUAAUUCUUCAAAUAGCUGCAAUCGUAUCAUUAGGGUUAUCUUUUUAUAAACCGGCGGAUGAACAAGACGCAGCAGUUCCUGAUGAUGAGGAGGGUAUACAUGGAUGGAUUGAAGGUCUGGCAAUUCUGAUAUCAGUAAUUGUAGUUGUCAUUGUAACGGCAUUCAAUGAUUAUACGAAAGAAAGACAAUUUAGAGGCCUGCAAGGUAGAAUCGAAGGAGAACAUAAAUUUUCAGUCAUUCGGAAAGGAGAAGUUGAACAAAUAUCAGUUGGAGACAUCGUAGUAGGUGAUAUAUGCCAGAUCAAGUAUGGUGAUCUUUUACCUGCUGAUGGAAUAUUAAUACAGAGUAAUGACCUUAAAAUAGAUGAAUCAUCAUUAACUGGUGAAUCAGAUCAUGUGAAAAAAGGGGAAUCGUUUGAUCCAAUGGUGCUAUCAGGAACACACGUUAUGGAAGGUAGCGGGAAAAUGGUUGUCGCCGCUGUGGGUGUAAAUUCACAGGCUGGAAUAAUUUUUACAUUGUUGGGAGCUGCUGUCGACGAACAAGAACAAGAAAUAAAGAAGAAACGAAAAGAAGCAAAAAAGAACCGCAAGAAGAAGAGUUUAUCAGGUGAUGAGGAAGCUCCAGUAACAGGAAAUAGUCACAUGGGGGCUGUCGGUACCGUAAGAACACAUGAGGUACCACAAAAUGCCGGUGAUGCCGCUCCGAAAAAAGAACGCGAAGAAGAUCAUUCGAAAAAAGAAAAAUCAGUAUUGCAAGCCAAAUUAACAAAACUUGCCAUUCAAAUCGGUUAUGCAGGUUCUACCAUUGCUGUCCUUACGGUUGUUAUACUUGUUAUCCAGUUCUGUGUGAAAACAUUUGUAAUAGAAAAUAAACCAUGGAAGAACGUUUAUGCCAAUGAAUUUGUGCGUCAUUUUAUUAUUGGUGUGACUGUAUUAGUCGUUGCCGUACCAGAGGGCCUGCCAUUGGCUGUUACACUAUCAUUAGCGUAUUCUGUCAAAAAAAUGAUGAAAGAUAACAAUCUUGUAAGGCAUUUGGAUGCAUGUGAAACGAUGGGAAACGCCACUGCCAUUUGUUCUGAUAAAACGGGUACUUUGACCACCAACAGGAUGACUGUUGUUCAAUCGUAUAUCUGUGAAGUUUUGAGCAAAACAAUACCCAAAUUUUCAUCCAUACCCACAAAUGUUGGAAACCUGCUGAUCCAAGCAAUUUCCAUCAAUUCUGCCUAUACAUCUCGCAUAAUGCAACCAGAAGAACCCUCUGAGCUUCCCAAACAAGUAGGUAAUAAGACUGAAUGUUCCCUAUUGGGAUUUGUACAAGCAUUAGGAAAAAACUAUCAAACUAUCCGAGACGACAUGCCUGAGGAAAUGUUCACAAGGGUGUAUACCUUCAAUUCUGUGAGAAAAUCAAUGUCUACUGUGAUACCACGACAAGGAGGAGGCUAUCGACUAUUUACAAAAGGCGCAUCAGAAAUUGUGCUUAAAAAGUGUGCAUUUAUAUACGGUAGAGAUGGCCAUUUAGAAAAGUUUACUCGGGAAAUGCAAGAAAGGCUAGUACGCAAUGUAAUCGAACCUAUGGCAUGUGACGGACUGAGGACAAUAUCAAUAGCAUAUCGCGACUUUGUUCCCGGCAAAGCGGAAAUAAAUCAGGUCCACUACGAUUCAGAGCCGAAUUGGGACGAUGAGGAAUACACUGUCAACAACCUGACCGCGAUCUGUGUCGUCGGUAUUGAAGAUCCUGUCCGACCUGAGGUACCAGAUGCUAUUAAGAAAUGUCAGCGAGCGGGAAUAACUGUCCGUAUGGUUACUGGUGAUAACAUAAAUACAGCCAGAUCUAUAGCGACAAAAUGUGGAAUUUUGAAACCAGGGGAAGAUUAUCUUAUUCUAGAAGGCAAAGAAUUCAAUAGAAGAAUACGUGACUCAAAUGGAGAAGUUCAACAGCAUUUGCUCGAUAAGGUGUGGCCGAGAUUAAGAGUAUUGGCAAGGUCAUCUCCAACGGACAAAUAUACUUUAGUUAAAGGAAUAAUAGACAGUAAAUCAACUGAGAGUAGGGAAGUUGUUGCUGUAACUGGUGACGGAACAAAUGAUGGGCCUGCACUGAAGAAGGCUGAUGUCGGGUUUGCAAUGGGAAUUGCUGGGACUGAUGUUGCCAAAGAGGCUUCAGAUAUUAUUUUAACAGAUGAUAACUUCAGCAGCAUUGUAAAAGCCGUGAUGUGGGGAAGGAACGUUUACGAUAGUAUCGCCAAGUUCCUACAAUUCCAGCUGACCGUUAACAUUGUAGCUGUAAUAGUAGCAUUUAUCGGAGCGUGCGCAGUUCAAGACAGUCCACUGAAGGCUGUUCAAAUGCUGUGGGUCAACCUUAUCAUGGACACUCUUGCGUCUUUAGCAUUGGCGACGGAAAUGCCGACUCCUGAUUUGCUCCUUCGAAAACCUUACGGCCGUACAAAACCCCUUAUUUCGAGAACUAUGAUGAAAAACAUUCUUGGCCAAGCUAUUUAUCAAUUAACAGUUGUAUUUUCUCUUCUGUUUAUUGGUGAUACGCUGCUGGAUAUACCUUCUGGGCGUGGUGCCGAACUCGGAUCUGGACCAACAGAGCAUUUCACUAUUAUUUUUAAUACAUUUGUAAUGAUGACUUUAUUUAACGAAAUUAAUGCUCGCAAAAUCCAUGGCCAAAGAAAUGUAUUCGAAGGGUUUUUCACUAAUCCAAUAUUCUACUCAAUAUGGGUUGGCACACUUUUAGCUCAGGCUUUCAUAGUACAAUUUGGUGGAGCUGCAUUUUCCACCCAUGCUUUAACACUGGAACAAUGGUGUUGGUGCCUUUUCUUCGGUUUUGGAACUUUACUGUGGAGUCAAAUCGUUACAACAGUUCCAACAAGGAAAAUUCCAAAAAUAUUUUCAUGGGGCAGAGGACACCCUGAUGAAUAUGCAGAAACAAUGCAUUUAGGUGAGGAAAAAUUUGAUCCAGAUAGUGACAAGAAACCUAGAGCCGGACAAAUUUUGUGGAUAAGGGGACUAACUAGGUUGCAAACUCAGGUGAUAGGUGGUGAAUUGCAAGAGCGUUUGAUUCCAGUUCCCUACAGCAAGAGCUCCACUGACCAAGCUAUACGAGUAGUAAAUGCUUUCCGUCAGGGUCUCGACGCUCGCUAUGGAGAGUCGCUUGCAGAGGUCCUCAGAAAGCAGACUUCCUUUAGUAAACGUCUCUCGCAGACCUCUUCCAUUGAUUACGCAGAUAAUGUAAACGACGAAUUGAUGAUACCGGAAAUCGAUGUCGAACGACUUUCCUCUCAUAGUCAUACAGAGACAGCAGUCUAGUCAUUAUUUACUUUAAAUUAAUAUAUUUCAAACACAAAAGUUUAAAACUGAAAAAAAAUGAAAAAUACACUGUUGCCUAAAGACAGGCCUCCAUUACCCAUUGUUGUUUGUUUCAUGGGUAUUAAGGUCUGGUACAUGUAAUUAUUGUACAUUAUAAUAUAGCCAAUAACAAGAUGUUUUAAACUAUGUAAAAGGGUUAUUGUUUAACUUUGUAGAAUGUUAUUUACAUUAGAAUGUUCAAUUUACGCCCUAUUACCUUCUCUGAUUCAUGGGAUGGGUUUGCUUGUUAUAUGGCCUCCUUAUAUUCUGCAUUAAUUUAUCAGUCUCCCUAAUCGCUUAGAAUUCUAUCUUAUAAAUAAAUUUUAAAAAACUUCUUCUCUUAACUAUAGGAUUACUUAUUAGAACUAAUAGUUUAACAAGAGGGUUUAAAAAUAAAAAAAAACAAGGCUAGCAUUUUGUAAUAUAACAUUUAAUAUUAAUAUUUUUUCUUUAAUUGUUUUUAAAUAAGAUGUUUAAAAUAUAAUUUACAAAGAUUUGUUAUUUUUCGGCACACACACUCACGCAUUCACACAGACUCAAACUCGUUAGGGAGACUGUAAAAUUGUUAACAUAUUUAUAUAUGUACAUAUAUAAAUAUUAUUGUUAAAUUUCUAAACGAUCAUUAAACUGUUUAGUCUAAAAUACUUUUUAAAAGUGGAUGAGGACCAACUGUAUAGAUUUAAUCUUCAUCCCUUUCGUUUUACUAAAUAUGACUUUUAAUUAUUUUACAUGUAUAGCGAUUUUUUUUAACUUAAUAAUCAAAAUCCUUCCUUUUAAUUUGAUUUCCAUAAAUAUUCCCUUUAUACAUGUUAAUAACGAAAAAAUUGGGCAGAACAGUUCGUCAGGCUAAGACAAUUUGAAUUUAUGAGACAUUGUGCAAUUAAGUGUAAUAAAAAUAAAUAACAUGAUGGCUUAUUCCAAAAGAAAUUUAUAACAAACGUGUGUUUUCAAGUUUUCAAAUUAUUCAAGAUUUAAAAGAGAAAAAAAAACACUUUCAAUAAGAUGUGAUUGAAAUAAUUCGAUAAAGACAAAAUUUAAACUUAAAAACACAACUUUGUAGAACUUUGUGGUUUGCCUGUCGCGUUAGUUUUAUAAUAAAUAAAAUAUUUAAAAAAAACACAACUUUGUCUUUUCAUGGAAAAAAAAAAUUAGUGAAUCAGACACUGGAUUUAGUAAUUUAUUUGGUGCUUCAAUUAUGUGCCAUGCAUAUAAUUUGCCAUUUUAGAUAGAACAGUUGUGUCGAAAAAUGCUAAGUUAAGUUGCAGGAUGAAAAAGUAAAAAAAAAAAAA
Messenger RNA from Cimex lectularius (bed bug), 5183 nucleotides. RefSeq names its product plasma membrane calcium-transporting ATPase 3 (gene PMCA). Gene Ontology annotation, biological process: regulation of cytosolic calcium ion concentration; calcium ion transmembrane transport. Gene Ontology annotation, molecular function: P-type calcium transporter activity; ATP hydrolysis activity; ATP binding. NCBI's taxonomy places the organism in Eukaryota, Metazoa, Arthropoda, Insecta, Hemiptera, Cimicidae. The record is from RefSeq and is a predicted model, not a curated record. Gene Ontology annotation, cellular component: intracellular membrane-bounded organelle; membrane. The transcript is spliced from 26 exons. Bases 265 to 3855 code for a protein of 1196 amino acids.